UUUUUGCUUCGAAAUCGUGAACCAAGUGUUCUCGAAAUGAAAAACGUUCUGGUGAAAGUCUUCUUUGGCUGUGUAUCAACCAUCGUCCUCAUCGUAUUGGCUACUGAGCUGAGAAAAUACCCGGAUGCGUUGUCUAAGUAUGGUCGCUUCAAAUACAUUCCAAAAAGUCUUUCAGACAUUUCUAUUGAACUCGGCUCCAACGGUAAUCGAUCGAAUGACAAUGAAGAGCUAAAGGCAAAUGUUUCACUUAAGGAUGAAGGAAAAACGGAUGUAUCAGUUGGUGCCUGGUUAGAGAGACAAGCUCUCCGACAACAGCUCCUGCGGGACGAGUGUAGCAAGAACACAUCACUGAAAUUAAAUCUGACUCACAUCAUACAUAAUAAGAAAGGAUUGCUAUGGCCUUACAUUGUCGACGAUAAGUACAGAAUAAUGUAUGGCUUUAUAUCGAAGGUCGGGUCGACUCACUGGAAGAGCGCGUUUCUCGUUCUGAAGGGAAAAUUUAAAACUGUUGAGGAAAUACCCGGAUGGAGGGCGCACGAUCCGAGCUUGAAGAAACUCGAUGAGUACAGUCCGGAGGAGAUCAAAUACCGUCUGAAUAGUAAUUACACCACCUUCAUGUUCGUACGUGAUCCUCUUGCGCGCAUCCUUUCCGCGUACAGGAACAAACUUGAAGAGGACAAUAAAGUGUUCCAGAAGUCCUACGGACGAAGAAUUAUCGAACGCUACAGGGACAACCCAUCCAAAGAGGAACUUGAAACUGGGGUCGGCGUGACGUUUGCGGAGUUUGUUCGGUUUAUCACAGAUAAAGAGGCGAAGAACAACAUGGAUGGACACUGGAAGCCGAUCUAUCAAAUGGUUCUUCCGUGUACUAUGCAUUAUGAUUACAUUGGUAAGUUGGAAACUGGGAAAGAAGACUCGGAGAACAUCUUAAGAUACCUGAAGAUCGAUCACAUUGUUCACUUCAGAGAAUCAUCCAGGAACACGAGCAAUACCGAAGAAAUAUUCACCAAGUAUUAUAAAACGAUUUCGAAAGAAUAUCUCCUUAAAUUGUACGAGAUUUACGCCCCCGAUUUCAAACUCUUCGGUUACUCCAUGAAUGACGAUUUAACGCAACGAAAUAAUCCCCUGCUGAAUUAAAGGCAUUGGGGUUUUUGCUAGAUGACGUAAGACGAAUUCAAGAACAUAGAAAACGUAUUGUCAAAUGCCCUUCAUAACACAGAGUAGCCAAAAAGUCUUUGUCGAAAAUUUGUGGGAAAAAAACGGCAGUUUUGUUCCCGACUCGGGACAAACGACAUAAAAAAAAAUUUGCCAUUUUUCGUCAGCUCCGGAACUAAAGACGAAACUACUGUCCUGGUUCACCAAUUUGCGACAAAGGCCCCACAACUGUUUUUUGUUUUUAGACGGGCACUUCCAAUACAUAUGUGUUCUUGAAAGAGUUUGCGAUCUGGUGCGAAAAAAAUCCCUAUUAUUUUUCAAGGGAUGCUAAUUCUCAUUAAAUAAAUUCGAAGUAGGUCUUAAUCUGUAACAUAAAAUGUACUGUCCACAUGACCCUGGGAAGCGGGGUUUCUGGGGUGCUGAAGAACCCUCAAACUUUUACUUCGGGGGUGCUGAGUGUAUUAUUUUCCAUAGGCAGCACCCCCUGGAAAUCUGGUAUGAUAAAUGACAGAAAUGUAAUGAAAAUGAACGAUGUUUCGUAGGACCCCCCACACACACACACUUCAGAAUUUCAUACUGAUUUUUAUGAGAAAAAAUAUUUAGAAUGCCCAGAUUCUAGGUAUAAAUCUAAAAACGUGCACGCAUGUUUAUUCAGAUACGCAGCUUUUUUUCAAGCAUGCUUGAAUUAUAAAGUUUCAGAUCAGAAUGUCAAAAUUUUUCUGCUCGCGCUUCUCGCUCAAAUUAUAAAUGUAUAUAGGAAGAUACCCAAUUUCAGAUCCUUUUCCUGAUUUACGUAACAUGAAUAGAGUGUCCUGUCUUAGGUCUGAAUUUCAAUUUCCGCGCUUCGCGCUCGCAUCAAUUGUACGUAAUGGGGCCGCGGAAGCGGGGAGGGCUUCAGCCCCCACCCCCACAUUUAAAAAUGACCAUAUAAUUGUGAUGUUUUGCAUGGUCAGCCCCCCACACACUUUUGGCUCAGCCCCCCCCCCCUUGAAAACCAUUCGGCGGCCCCUGCCGUAUAGUUAUAUACCUAUGUGUGCAUGAUUAGAAAAGUGCUUAGAAUGUCCCAUUUUUAGGUCUGAAAUCUCAAUUUUGUUUCCACUCGCGCUUCGUGCUCGCAUCAAUUGGAUAGGGAUAUACAUAUCUUGUUCAUGUAACUUCUGAAUGUUUCCAUGGCGAAAAAUAAUAGUGUAGUAGGUUUCAUGGUACACCAUGUGUUGGUCAUGAAAAGGACCACCCAAUCUCGACGUUUCGAAAAGUGUGUUCUUGUUGUUCUCAUUCUCCUGGCCAGUCCUGGGACGACAAGAACACACUUGUCGAAACAUCGAGUUUUGGUGGUCUUUUUUUCAUGACCAACACCCAAGAAAGAUACUUGGUGUACCGUGAAACCUACUUCACUAUGCUGUUCAUGAUUACAAAAAAAUGCUUAGAAUGUCCAGUUUUUACCGAGGUCGAAAUGUAAAAAAAAAUCAGCUCGCGCUUCGCGCUCGCAUUAUUAGAUAGUUGAAAUAUGUAUAUUUUUCAUGGGUAACUGCAAACAGUCCUUAAACAGGUCCCUUUUCGAUCAGGCCAGAACGUGUAUUAAAAAUUUCUGCUCGCGCUCUCACUAUUUAUUUUUAUAUCUAUGUUAUUUUAUAAAAAUAGAGCUAAGAAGUGACUGUCAUGCUACAUAUAUUUGUAUUCAUAUAUAUACAUGUAUAAUAAAAAUUUAUUAUAUUUAAAACUUGGACUUUAAA
Molecule: messenger RNA, 2888 nt
Organism: Lytechinus pictus (painted urchin)
Lineage: Eukaryota; Metazoa; Echinodermata; Echinoidea; Temnopleuroida; Toxopneustidae
Product: carbohydrate sulfotransferase 11-like
Exons: 3
Coding region: 37-1137 (366 amino acids)
Biological process (GO): carbohydrate biosynthetic process
Cellular component (GO): membrane
Molecular function (GO): sulfotransferase activity
Source: RefSeq, a predicted model, not a curated record